Molecule: messenger RNA, 8980 nt
Organism: Lucilia sericata (common green bottle fly)
Lineage: Eukaryota; Metazoa; Arthropoda; Insecta; Diptera; Calliphoridae
Gene: Helz
Product: probable helicase with zinc finger domain
Exons: 5
Coding region: 419-7060 (2213 amino acids)
Biological process (GO): regulatory ncRNA-mediated post-transcriptional gene silencing
Cellular component (GO): cytosol; P granule
Molecular function (GO): ATP hydrolysis activity; protein binding; helicase activity
Source: RefSeq, a predicted model, not a curated record
UUAGUUUUUUGUGUAAAUUCUUUUUGUACGUGAUGUGCAGUUUUACGAAUUUUAUUUAAUUUCAUUUUCUUUAGAAAAUAUGUAAAAAUUAGUGCAUAAAAUAGUUUUAAAACAUUUUCUAAUAAACUAAAAACAUAAGAUUUAUUUCAAAUAACUUAAUUUUUUUUCUUCGUCAAAAUGUCCUAACUAAGCAUGUAUAAAACUUUUAAUAAAACAAUUAAAAGAACAAGUGUAAAUUAUAAUUGUAAAUUAAGUAAAUCAACAACAACCAACAAUAACAAACGUCUAAGGUGUAAAACCUUUAAAACGACAAAAUUGUUUUGUUUUAUUUUUAAAUAAAAACAACAAUAAAAUAUAACUAAUUAAAAGAACGACUUGAAGUAUAGACUCAUCCUAACACACACACACACACACAGACAUGUCCGACAAGGAAAUGCAGGCUCAUGACAAUGUCAGAUGGCGUAAUUGGUCUCGUGCUGCUACUCUUUAUGAUCAGAUCCUCUCAUCUCCUCCGCUGGUUAGUAAUCGUGCUCAAAAAGAUCGUCAUAUUAUUUGUCUGUUGGGCCGCUGCGAGUGUCUAUUGGAGUUGGGUAAAUAUGAGUUGUGUUUGAAUGAUGCCCGUAAAGUAUUGUCAAUGCUAAGUGAACAACAGUCGGAUUGUUUGGCCAGCAUAUCGCGGACAAGACGUUGGCUGGUGCAUGCUUUGUGUAAAUUGAAAAAGUAUACGGAAGCCGAAAAACUCCUAACCGAAUGGAUAGCUGAACUCCAACAACAGCAGGGUUUUGGUGAUAUUUGCAAGACUUUAGAACGCUAUAAAUCCGUUAUACAAAUGCUUAAUGGUGGCAAUAAAUCAACACAAAAGAUACACAAUUCCCGCUUAGAAGAUGAGAUGAAUAUACUCGAUACCAAACUAGAUCAUUGGGCCACAAAUAAUCUCCCUUUAGAUAAAUACAGUAAACCGCUCAGUAAUAAAGGUAUCAAAAAGCGUGAAAAUCCCACACAAAAUGGUGCCAGCAAUAAUAUCACAGCGGUAAUGCAAAAGAAUACCGAACUUCUGGCGGCCCUUAAAGUCUCGGGCAGUAAUAAAUCCAUAAGCGAUGAUAGUACAGGCAGUGGGGACAAUGCCAAUAGCACUACCUGUUCGUAUUGCGCUAUAACCUUUAACUCACGCAAUGAGCUAAGGCAACAUUGCCAAACCGAGGCUCACCAAAAUGUGAUUAUGUCCGAUGAGGGACGAGAUUGGAAGUGGAGACCACCUCCUCGUGGCUUUACACUCGAUUCCUAUAGUCUUUGUGAGUCAUGGACGGAAUCGCAAUUGUGUCAUUAUGGCAAUCAAUGUGUGGAGGCUCAUGGAGCCGAUGAACUAAACGAAUGGAAAGAUCGUUUCGAAUACCGACGUAUGCGUGUGCAGAAAGCUUGUGAGAAGGAGCUUUAUGGCAAGUCCUACACAGAGUUGGUAUUAGAGAAAUGGAUACAGUCGACAGUGCCCGAGAAAAUCAUGUCGGAAAAGGUGGAGGGCAUAGAGGCACAAUGUGAACAGGAUUUGGUAACCAGCAUAAGUUCAAAGACUUCCAAGCGAGAAUGGGUGUUUAUUUUAAGAAGCAACAAUAAACCCUUAAAAGCGGUGGCUCUACUGCAAGAUGCUCAUCGUAGUCAUUUUGCCAUAAAAAGCAUUAAAACAGGCGAAACCACCAUUGAAUUGGACACAAAAACCAAUCAAGAAUGGGUCUCCAAUAAACACUCAGCUUCUGCCUCUGCUACAUCAUCUGUAUCCUCUCUCCUCAACUGUUCGGUGGACAAAGAGGAGGUAGCAAAAAAGCCUUUAGAAAAUUCGGAAGCAAACACUGCCCUGCAGUCGCUAAUGGAACAUCAGGUGACUUUGGAGUUUCAUACCGAAAUCUAUGGUACAUUUCGUCAAGCAGUUUGUUUUGAUUUCGGCUCUGAGCCUCUGCUGGUAAGACACUUGUGUGUGGAUGUAGUGCCCGUCAGUGAUGCCGAGAAGAUAGAGGAAAUACGACGUGAUAUCAUUAAUAGUUCGGCCACCAGAUGGGAUGUUUCCAAUACACAAUUGGUUAAAUUUGAGACCACCAUCGGCUCACACAUGAAGACUGAAGCUUAUCUCAAUGAUUUGAAGCAUGAAAAGGAAAUGCUAGAGCGUUAUCCCUGCCCAAGAGCUCAAACUUUUACUCUCACCCAGUCCACCAUACUGGACAAACGCUUGACACAAAACAACUAUCGUUCACGCAUACAUGAACUGCUGUAUGUGGAGGAGAUAGCACGCUAUGAACAAAUUGCCCGUUUUAAUCUACGCACUAAACUGGGUGUGACUUCUAAUUAUAUCCUGACUCCAGCUGGCAUGGCUACUAGUACUGCCAAGUAUUCGUUAUCGGGAGAAUUGUUUGCCUUAAUGCAUUUGGGUAAAGAUGUUUCGGAAGACACCUCAGCGGGCCGCUUGAUACUCUCCAAUUGUUUGAGUGUUUAUAUCUCACCCGUAGAGGAAGCAAAUGUGCAAACUAAGGAUAAAAAGCGUCAUGUUUACGAGGCUGUCAUAGAGGAUAAGGGUAAAAAUGUGAUCUAUUUGAAGUUGGGUUCGAAAUGCGUGGAAGGUAUGCAGUUAAAAUCGGAUACUGAGAUUUUGGUGGACAUACAAUUUCAAUUGAAUCGUUUGCCCUACUGUGAAUGGCAUCAUGCGGUCGAUAAGAUUACAGAUUUUAAAAUUAUCUUUCCUGCCACUGAAAUAGAACCCAAUAUACCCUGGACCCCUAAAAAACAAUGGUCUGAGACAUGUGAACCCAAAUUAAAUGCCAAACAAAGAGAAGCCGUUAAUGCUAUAACCACCUCGUUGAGCAUAAAAUUACCUCCUAUUCUACUAAUAGGGCCCUUUGGAACUGGUAAAACCUAUACCUUGGCACAGGCUAUAAAACAAUUAUUAACGCAGCCGGAGGCCAAGAUAUUAAUAUGUACCCACUCUAAUUCAGCGGCAGAUUUAUAUAUCAAAGAAUAUUUACAUCCCUGGAUAGAAGCCGGUCUAGAAGAGGCCACUCCUUUGAGGGUGUACUAUCACAAACGUUGGGUUGCCACGGUCAAUAGUGUAGUUCAAAAGUAUUGUAUCACUGAUGGCGCUGGUAACUUUCGGCGUCCCACCGUUGAGGACAUUAUGAAACAUCGUAUUGUGGUGGUUACCCUAAAUAUUUCCAUGGAAUUGGCCAAUCUUGAUCUCCCUAAGGGUUAUUUUACCCACAUAUUCCUCGAUGAAGCUGCCCAGGCUAUGGAAUGUGAAGCCAUUAUGCCUUUAGCCUUAGCCAAUGACAGUACACGCAUCGUUUUAGCUGGUGAUCAUAUGCAAAUGAGUCCCGAGCUUUUCUCGGCCUUUGCCAAAGAGCGUAAAUUGCACAUUUCACUGCUGGAACGUUUAUACGAUCAUUAUCCUUCGAAUUUUCCCUGCAAAAUACUCUUAUGUGAAAACUAUCGUGCCCAUGAGGCCAUUAUUAAAUUCACUUCGGAGUUGUUUUAUGAACAAAAGCUUAUAGCUUCGGGUAAACAGCCAAGACAUGAGAAAUUCUAUCCUUUAACGUUUUUCACCACUAGAGGAGAAGAUGUUCAGGAUAAAAAUUCAACGGCUUUUUAUAAUAAUGCCGAGGUCUAUGAGGUGGUGGAGAGAGUAUCAGAGUUGCGCAAAAAAUGGCCUAGUUCUUGGGGUAAAAUGAAUGAUGCCAGCAUAGGCAUUAUGACGCCCUAUUCGGAUCAAGUGUUUCGCAUACGUUUAGAGUUGAGAAAACGUCGCAUGGGUGGCAUUUCAGUUGAACGUGUACUCAAUGUCCAGGGUAAACAAUUUAGAGCAGUAUUUCUCUCUACCGUGCGUACGCGCCGAACCUGUUUGCCUAGUAAUGCAGCGGGUGCUGCACCCGGUUUUCCCGGCCAGUCAAAUAACUCUAGCGAAGAUGCUGACUAUGGUUUUUUGAGUAAUUCCAAGCUAUUGAAUACCGCCAUUACCAGAGCUCAAAGUUUGGUGGCCGUUGUGGGAGAUCCGGUAGCCUUGUGUUCUAUAGGACGUUGCCGUAAGGUGUGGGAACGUUUUAUAGAGAUAUGCGAUGAAAAUAAAUCUCUUUUUGGUUUGACGAUGUGGCAAUUGCGUUCCCAGUUAGAUGGUGUUGAGCUGAAACGUGGUUAUGUUUUAAAUCCUUUAGCGCCUGAGUUUAUACCGCGUUCUCUGCAACCCGAAGCUUAUCUCAGAGAUCAGGCUGCCAUGUAUUUGGCCAUGGCGGCAAAUAAUCAUCAUCCCAUGGGGCCUCAUCCAGGACAUCAUCAUGGACCUGCCGGAAUGGGUGCGCCACAUCCCAGUUUAUUAGCAGCAGGUGGUGGUGGGCAGAUACCUCCUCAUCAUGCCGCCCAACAAAUGCCCCAUAUGUAUGGCCCUCAUACAGCGGCGGCUGCUGCCUACAAUGCCGCUGCAGCUGCAGCCGCGGUGAUGAUGAAUCAGGGCAUGGUGGCCGGAAAAGGAGGACAUCAUUUCCAUGGACAUCCCAAUCACAUGCCUAUGAGAGCAAUAGGUCCUCCACCCUCAGCCGGAGGACCACAACAACAGCCCCAGCCUCCUCCACCCAUGAGUGGGCAACAAUUUAACCCGCGUGGUCCACCGCCGCCAGCCGUACACCUGGGACAACCUCCAAACCCUGGAGCAGCAAAUCAGUUCUCGCAAUACAUGCCCUGGCAACAUGCCCAACAACAACUGCGUCCCCCAGGAGCUGCCGGAAACUUUUCAUCUUCAGCUGGGCAACAGCCAGGAGUACCAACAGCCCAAAACCCCAAUGCCAGUCUAUGGGGACCUCCACCUCAAACCAAUCCCUGGAGUGUAUUACCAAAACAAACUCAAUUACAGCAACAGCAAUCCUCUAAUAACUCCGGCGCCAAUGGCCGUCAAAUGCCACCACAACAAACGGCCCAGAAUAUAAGAGGCAACAGUGUGCCUUUACAGCCACCACCACCCUUGCCCAACCAACAGCAGCAGCAACAAAUGCGAAAUAAUCCCAAUGAUUUGGGUUUCUUGGCCAAUAAGGCCUUAUAUGCAGGCAAACAGCAUCCAGGACAACAAGGCAAUCAAGUCCCGCCGCCACAGGCCCACGGCAACUUUGCUGGAUUUGGCCAGGGCCAGGUGCCACCACCACCGCCCGCCAAUCAACUGCAGUUAAUGAAUCAAAGAAAUAUAAGUGGCAUACCCAAUGGACCCAUAUCUCCCAUGGAUCCCUUUAUGCCACGACCACCAACAGCAGCCGGUGCUCCUACACAAAAUGCAUUUUUCGGACAAAACAAUCUACCUGGACAAUUAAAAGAUAAAGACUUUCAAUUUCUCAAUAAUGUUCAUGUACCGCUCAAUAUUGGUGGCAGCAUGUUUCAAGCUCAACCCCCCAAUGCCAUGGUGGGUUCAGCUAAUAAACAACAAUCUCCUACGGCUUUACGAUUUCCUCAACCGCAUGAAUAUGCCUCACUUUUGCCGCCCAAUGUCAAUAUCUAUGAAAUGGCCUUUGAACCAAAAGAGUCCCAAUAUAAAUGGUACUUAAAACUAUUGGAGACACAGGGUCAAGAGGCUGCCAAUAAAUUUACUGAGGUCCUGCGGCAGGUUAGUGCCAUGAUGCAGCAACAACAACAGCAGCAGCAACCGCCCCAGGUAAAUAAACCACCUCCCCAACACAUGCAACAGGCCUAUCUACAAGCUGGUGGCAAUUCUGCAACCCAACCGGGUCAACAGCAACUAAUGCCGCGUGACAACUUUAUGCAACCACUCAUGAACUAUCAACAGCAGCAACAGGCUCAACAGCAAAGAAAUAUGAAUCCUUAUAUGGGUCCCACAGGCUCGGGAAAUCUCCUGCAAGCUCCCCUCAAUUUGGCUGCAGUAAAUGAUGAUACACCUCCGCUGGAUAUUAAUUUCAAUCAACAAAUUGAUAUGGUCUUCAAUUCCAUUAUCAAUGGCAAUGAAAUCAGCCAACCUAUAUUACGUGAUCUCUUUGGUGUGGGUGGUGGUAGCAGUAACAAUGCUGCUGGCAUGAAUGGUGAUUUACUUUUAAAUACCGGUAAUGCAUCCUCCUCCAAUACGCUUAUGAGUGGCAGUAAAAUGUUUCCAACUAUUGGUGGUGGUAAUGGUCAAACGUCAGGUGGUAAUAUGUCUAAAAUGUCAGGGCCACCUAAUAUGAUGGGCAUGUCCACGCCUCAGCAACAACAACAGACCGCCAAUCAUCAUGGCGGUUAUAUGACAAACAAUGCCCUUAUGAACAACAAAGACUAUUUAAUGGGUGGUCCACCAGGAGGUGGCGGUGGUGGUUCAAGCUCUUCAAAUUCUUCCUCUGUGCCUCUGUAUAGACGUCAGGGUUUGCCCAUGGGCAAUGGUCAUCAUCACCUCAACAGUACUGGCAAUUCUAGUAAUUCUACUGGCGGUCAUUCUUUGUCCUCCUCCACACCAGACAACAUGCUUACCGGCAGUCCUAAUGAUAUUUUAGCUGGUCUAACCACUGGUUCUAGCACCUUAAUUGAGGCAUUAUUCCAGCAAGAUCAACAGCAAAACAAUACCACUUUACAGAAAUUACUCUAUAAUAACUUCAAUGCUACGGGGCUUAAAAAUGACAUGGACUUGUUUAUGGGCAAUAAUACUUUUGUGGCUGGUCUUAGCGAUGGCAUUAAUAAUACAUUUCAUACACAAAAUUUUCAACAGCAGCAGCAGCAGCAACAACAGCAACAGGCUAAUAACUUAGCACAACAACAUCCUGCCAAUAAUCCGGCAGUAAGUAGUGGUGAUAAUCGUAAUACUACUUAUGCAGCCGUCUUAAGUCAAGGACCACAACAAGCGGAUGCUGCUGCUGCUCUACAGCAGCAUCAACAUAAUCAUCAUCAACACAAUUUUCCACACAACUCUAUGGUGGCCAAUCUAAGUGGCAAUGGUUUAGGUUUGGGUCUAACCGUGGGAGCUGCAGCCAAUAAUGGUGGUGUUGAGGCCGGGGAAAAGGAUCCCUUUGCUGCCAUACGUGAACUGGGUCAAGGUACGAAUGGUUUUUAUAAUUAUUUUCAAUAAGAAAUAAGAAUUUGGCAAAAACAAGUUUCAAAAGACUUUUCUUAGAAAAAGGGGCCUUUGAAUAAGUAACGUUUAGGGUUAGAAGGAAAUUUGUGAAGAGGAGAGAGAGACCUUUAUUUUUUGGCUAACAAAAAUUGAAGUUUUUUUAAUUUAAAUUUAAUUUUUCUUUUUUAGUUUUUAGUUAAAUUUAUGCUAAUGUAUUUCUUUUCUUUUUAGGCUGGAAAUUAUUUUAAUAUUAUUUUUUUGUAUAUUAUUACUUUUAAUUUUUAGUUUGUUUAAUUAACACAAAUACGUUUACUUUUUAAAAGGCCCUUUUUUAAAGAAAAAAAAUUUUAAAAGAAACUUGUUAUUUGAUUUUUGUGUUAAGUCGUUAAAUGACUUUAUUUUAAUGUUCUCUUUUUUGAUUAUGAAGAAUUAUUAUUAAAAUAAUUUAGUUAUUGAAUAUAUAUGUUUAAUUAACAAACAUUAUUAAUAUUAAAGUUAUUAUAAACAAAUGAAAAAAAUAAGUAAAAAAAAAAACAAACAAAAAAACUGCAAACAAAAUAUAUAAAACAAUUAUUUAAACUAUAACAAUUUGUAAGAAGUAAAACUAAUAAGAAAUUAUAAUAAUGCACACGAAAAAAAAAAAAUAUAUAAAAAAUAUGAAAAGAAAAAAAAAAAAAAAACAAACAAAAAAAAAAUAAACCCCUCAUGUUUAAAACAAAGUUUAAAAGCUAAGUUAAAGUUAAGUGUUAUAAAAAGAGCUGUGGGUUUGUUAUAUUAAAACUUAAAAGCAUUUUUUUUAUUAUAAAGUUAUUUAACCUAAUCCACUGCCUAAGUAAUAGUUGUCCCCCUUUUUAUUAAAAAUACACCAAAUGGUCUUACACAAGCUAAUAAGCCACCUUGUUAAAACUAUGCCUUUUUCUCUAGUUAGUAAAUUUUACGAAACAUUUUUAGAAUUUUUAAAGCAACUACAUUCAAAUCUUUAGUAAUUUUAUUAAAAAUUAAACAUUUAUAAUCUCUACCUUUAAUUUAAAACUCAAUGUUUAAAAUUGACAGAAAAAUAUCUUUGAAAAAAUAUUUCUUUAAAAUUUUUCUAAUCAGCAAAUUUUUGGUCAAAUCUCUGAAACAUAAACCUCUAGAUUUAAUAAACUUAAAUCUAGAUUUCAUAUAAAGCAAGUCCUUCCGUUUUUUAUUUACAAUUUUUCCGAAUAUAUCGAAAUAAAGUAUUAGAACAACUAUUUCAAAAAUCUAUAAUAAAACUAAUAAACUAUUAAAUAGUUACAAUUUUAAAUGUCAUUUAAAAAUUUUAAAUUUCAAAAUAAAUCAAAAGUCAGUGUUUUGAACUAAAGGUCAAAGGUCACUCCAUUUAUUCAUAAAUACCACAAGAACCUUUUCUUUUCGACAAUUAUUAAAGAUUUUUCUAAUUUAAUUUUCAUACAUAUUUUCAAUUUUAAAAUAGCUCAAAACGCACUAUUUUCAGCCAAAGCCUUUUAUAGCUUAGAAUACCGAAAUAAUACUAUUAAACUAUAAAGUAAUUCAAAUUUUAAAUGUCAUUUAAAAAAUGUUACAUUUCUGAAAAUGGUCAAAUAUUAUUGCUUUGAACCAAAGGUCAAAGGUUAUUCUAUUUAUAGCUUAAAAUGCCGAAAUACUAAUCAACUAUUAUGAAAUUCAUAUUUUAAAUGUCAUAUAAAAAAAUUUUACGUUACAAAAAAUGUUCAAAAGUCAUUGAUUUGAACCAAAGGUCAAAGGUCAUUUUUAUAUUAAAGUUAAAUUAAACAAAAACCUCUUAUUACGUGAAUUAUUAAGGAAUUUUCUAUUUUAAAAAAUCAAAAUUCAUUGUUUUUAACCAAAGGUCAAAGGUCACUCUAUUUAUAGCCUAAAAUGCCGAAAUAAUGCUAAAAAACUAUUAAUUAAUUAGCAUUUUUACAUUUCAAAAAA